Messenger RNA from Brassica oleracea var. oleracea, 2272 nucleotides. RefSeq names its product DEAD-box ATP-dependent RNA helicase 52-like. Gene Ontology annotation, cellular component: nucleus. Lineage: Eukaryota; Viridiplantae; Streptophyta; Magnoliopsida; Brassicales; Brassicaceae. The coding region runs from base 193 to 2115 and encodes 640 amino acids. Gene Ontology annotation, molecular function: ATP binding; RNA binding; RNA helicase activity. The transcript has 7 exons. The record is from RefSeq and is a predicted model, not a curated record.
UUGCUCAUUUCCCAGAAACCUUGUUUCAUUCAGCUGCUUCGUGUGCGAUCGCGAGAAGAAAGGAAAAAAACAAAAAAUAGGGUUUAUAACUUCCGUACAUCAUUGAUCUAGGUUUGCUUUCUAUUCGAGUUUAGUAAAAAAGGACAUUGAUUCGAAGAACAAGACAUCAGUUGUAGGUUGUAGCUUGCAAGUAUGAGUUCAUCAUGGGCUGAUGUUUCUGAAUCGGAGAGACCACCACCAUCUGGUUGGGGUGGAGGUGGUUACGGUGACUCUCGUCCGUCCAGAACCAACUACGUUCCUCCGCAUCUUAGGAGCCGUCCAGCGUCUUCAGACUUUGCUGCUCCUUCACAUGGUAACGAGCGUGGGGGAUGCGGUGGUAGAGGAGGUCGUGGCUCAGGCUAUGUAGGUAGAGGAGGAGGUGGUGGUGGUGGUUGGAGUAACAGAAGUGGAGUUUGGGACCGUAGGGACACUGAAACGAACCCGUUUGGUAACGAUGGCAAUGCAGAGCCGCCGGCUGUUAACGAGCUGGAGAACAACACAGGCAUCAACUUUGAAGCGUAUGAAGAUAUUCCCAUCGAGACGAGUGGGGAUAAUGUGCCACCUCCUGUUAAUACAUUUGCGGAGAUUGAUCUCGGAGAGGCUCUGAAUCUCAAUAUUCAGAGGUGCAAGUACGUGAAGCCGACCCCUGUGCAGCGUAACGCUAUUCCUAUAUUAGCUGCUGGGAGGGAUUUGAUGGCUUGUGCUCAGACAGGGUCUGGGAAGACGGCUGCGUUUUGCUUUCCGAUUAUUAGUGGGAUUAUGAAGGAGGAGGAGCAUGUUGAGAGACCGCGUGGUGUCUAUCCACUUGCUGUUAUUCUCUCACCAACUAGGGAGUUGGCUUGCCAGAUACAUGAUGAAGCGAGAAAGUUCUCAUAUCAGACUGGUGUGAAGGUUGUGGUUGCUUAUGGAGGAACACCAGUCAACCAACAGAUAAGGGAGCUUGAAAGGGGAGUCGAUAUUCUUGUUGCAACACCUGGGAGAUUAAAUGAUUUGCUUGAGAGAGGUAGAGUCUCACUACAGAUGGUGAAAUACUUAGCACUUGAUGAGGCGGACAGGAUGCUGGACAUGGGUUUUGAACCACAAAUCAGGAAGAUUGUUCAGCAGAUGGACAUGCCUCCUCCUGGUGUCCGGCAGACGAUGCUGUUCAGUGCUACAUUUCCUAGGGAGAUACAGAGACUUGCAUCUGAUUUUCUUUCAAAUUACAUAUUUCUGGCUGUUGGAAGAGUGGGGUCAAGUACGGAUUUGAUUGUCCAGAGAGUAGAGUUUGUCCACGGUUCUGACAAAAGAAGCCAUCUCGUGGACCUUCUUCAUGCUCAGAGGGAUAAUGGUAACCAAGGAAAGCAAGCUUUGACUCUAGUAUUUGUGGAGACAAAGAAGGGAGCUGACUCGUUGGAGAAUUGGUUGUGCAUUAAUGGAUUCCCAGCUACGACCAUCCACGGUGAUAGGUCACAACAGGAAAGAGAAGUGGCGCUGAGAUCAUUCAAAACCGGGCGGACACCUAUUCUGGUUGCAACAGACGUGGCUGCACGUGGGCUUGACAUUCCACACGUUGCUCAUGUGGUUAACUUUGAUCUGCCAAACGACAUCGACGACUACGUCCACCGUAUUGGACGAACAGGACGUGCAGGCAAUUCAGGGUUGGCAACUGCUUUCUUCAACGACAACAACACAUCAAUGGCCAAGCCACUCGCUGAGCUGAUGCAAGAAGCAAACCAGGAGGUCCCUGACUGGCUGAGUCGGUACGCAUCUCGUGCUUCAUUUGGAGGUGGUAAGAACCGGCGGUCUGGUGGGCGGUUUGGAGGCCGUGACUUCAGGAGAGAAUCUGGUGGCUAUGGAGGCGGUCCCGGUGGUGGCUAUGGAGGCGGACCCCGUGGUGGCUAUGGAGGCGGACCCGGCGGAGGUUAUGGAGGCGGUCCCGGUGGUGGCUAUGGAGCAAUGCAAGGUGGGUAUGGGACGGUUCCUGGUGGUUAUACUUAUAUACCUUAUGGUAGAGGAGGUGGUGCUUACUAUGGUGGAGGAUAUGGAACUGUUCCUAACCAAGGGUAUGGUCCUGGAGUGGCUAGUGCUUGGGACUAAGCUUGUCUAUUUCAAUUCUUCAAGAGGCGACUAGUUGUCUCUUAUUUAUCUCUAUUGUUUCACUAAUAGGGAGCAUCCAUGUUUAUCAUGUAGAAACCAGCGUUAGCUUGCUCACUGAAAGUAAAAAACUCCUAGUCUACUAUUAUUCUCACGAAUU